AUGGAGGACGAGAUGCCCAAGACUCUAUACAUCAGUAACCUUUCCGGAGAUGUGACUGAAGCUCUCAUCCUCCGGCUCUUUAGCCAGAUUAGACCUUGUAAAAAUGGCAAAAUGAUUAUGGAUACAGCAGGAAACAACCCAUACUGUUCUGUGGAGUUCCAUGAGCAUUGCCAUGCAGCUGCAGCGCUGGCUGCUAAGAAUGAGCGGAAGAUAAAGGGGAAGGAUGUUGAAGUGAAUCGGGCAACAACCCCCAGCUGUCAAAAGAAAGAAACAAGCAAUCACUUCCAUGUGUUUGCUGGUGACCUCAGUCCAGAAAUCGCAACUGGAGACAUCAAAACAGCUCUUGCACCGUUUGGGAGAAUGUCAGAUGCCCGCAUGGUAAAAGACAUGGCUACAGGGAAGUCUAAGUGA
This is a messenger RNA of Alexandromys fortis (reed vole), 411 nucleotides long. Its product is annotated as cytotoxic granule associated RNA binding protein TIA1-like. The record is from RefSeq and is a predicted model, not a curated record. Bases 1 to 411 code for a protein of 136 amino acids. NCBI's taxonomy places the organism in Eukaryota, Metazoa, Chordata, Mammalia, Rodentia, Cricetidae. The transcript has a single exon. Gene Ontology annotation, molecular function: mRNA binding.